UCUCCCUCUGUGUCCAACACCUACUCCAGAAAAGCUCUCAUCAUCAACAAUGACAACCGAGCCAGUGAUGACAACACCAACAACUAAUGCAACAACAUCAGCAACUAAUGCAACAACACCAGCAAAUAAUAUAACAACACCAGCAACUAAUGCAACAAUACCAGCAACUAAUAUAACAGCAAUACCAGCAACUAAUGCAACAACACCAGCAACUAAUUUAACAACAAUACUAGCAACUAAUGUAACAACACCAGCAAUACCAACAACUAAUGCAACAGAACCAGUAACUAAUGUAACAACAAUACCAGCAACUAAUAUAACAACACCAACAACUAAUGUAACAACAACACCAGCAACAUAUAUAACAACACCAGCAACUAAUGCAACAGCAACAACAACAACACCAGCAACUAAUAUAACAACAACACCAGCAACAACAACAACAGCAACAACAGCAUCAACAACAACAGUACCAAAAACAACAACAGCAUCAACAACAACAGCAUCAACAUUAAUUAUCUUUGUGACUAGAAAUGACAGUUUUAAAAUGAACUUGAAUUUUAGUGACAAAUAUAAUGACAAGAACAAUCAAGUGUACACAGAUGUUAAAGGCGCUAUUGAAGAUAGCUGUCACAAAGACUUGUCAAAUUAUUGUUCCAUGGACAGUCUACAGUUCAGAGCGGGAAGUACCAUCGCUGAUUACACCCUAAGAGCUCCUUCUAUUGUUGAUAACAAGGUUCAACAAGUAAAAGUGGGGAUUUUUAAUACUCUGGCUGAAAAAAACUACCCUGUGGAGUUUGUCAGCACAUCUGAUUUACCAGCUAAUUUAAGUAAAAUAUUUGUUGGUGCAGCAGUGAACAUUACAUGUGCCCCACCGCCUGGACUCAGUUUUGGAAAUGUUCAAACAGCAGCGUGGACCCAUAAUGGCAUCGACGUUAAUGCGAUGGAAUACACAGUCACUGAUGGAAGCUCAAUAUUAACUGUGAACACUUUUUAUCGAACUAAUGAUGGAAUGUAUGAAUGCAGGCUUCAAGGGAACAGAAGUUCAGUUUACAUUCAGAGCGGGACCUUCAGUGCCAUAUCAGCCCCUCUGGUCAAAGUGAAUCCAAUCAGCAUAACAGUGAAAUGUUCUUCUCCUGUAACACUGAAGUGUGAGGUCAACAGUCCAUAUACUGUGAAAUUUACAGACAAUGCAGUAUCAGGUCAACAAGAUACGUUCAAUGUUAAAGUUCCUGAUCAAUGUAAACCUGGGGAACCCAAAAUUUUCACCUGUGAAACCACUAAUACUAAUCCAGCAUAUAGACAAACAAUUACACUGAACUACAGCGAUGACCGUUUCAUAUGUGAAAGUGAUACAUAUGGUUCAGGGCCUGAAGGCUAUGUCAGUCAAGUGCUUUGCAAAGGAGACUAUGUUGGUGCAAUGACAGCAAAGUGUUUACAUGAUGGCUCAUAUGGAAAUCUGCAAAACAACUGUGUCCUGUCUCGUGUUAAUGAACUGCUUUCUCAGUCUAAGAAGUUGGAUGAAAUUACACUGCCAGGAUUCUUGGAGGAACUCAGCAAUGUGACUCAUAAUUAUACUAACGAAAUAGCCAAUUCUCCAGCCACCAUACAUGCCAUAGUUGAGAUCCUCCAAAAUAUUGCUGGGACAGCUUCAAAUUACUCUAUUACAAUAAGUGAAAAUUCUACAAAGCAUAUCCUGGAAACUACAGGGGUUCUCACUGUUGACAAAGCAAAGAAUUCAUGGAUAAUGAUCAACAAAAAUGAUAGCUUCAACAGCAAUCAAUCAAUAAGCAACACAAGUGUCAGCUCUUCACUGUUGAAUUCUUUUGAGACAAUUACAACCCGUGUUCUCAAUCAGUCUUUGAACAUUCCCACAACUUAUAUCAUCUUGAACAAAACCAUACUGAAUAACAGUUUCACUGGUAACUUUAAUUCCUCAGUCAAUGUUGACAUACCAGAGGUUGAUGGAAUAAAUAAGUUCAUAACUGUUAUAUUAUUUGAUUCAAUGGAUAAUGUGCUCCCUACAAAUUACAGCGGUUCAUCAGAUAAAAUCAUCAAUGGAAAGGUUGUACUUAUUAAGCCACAGGCCACCAUCAAUAAUAUCACACUAACAUUUGAGAUAACCAACACUACACUUGGAGACCCUAAAUGUGUUUUCUGGGACUUUGACCUUUCUAAAGGUCUUGGAGCUUGGAGCAACGAAGGCUGUUCGUUAGUAUUCAAUGUCAAUGAAACUGUCAGCUGCAACUGCAACCACACCACCUCAUUCUCUAUUCUAAUGUCACCAAACACUUAUAGAGACCCUGUACUGGACUUCAUAACCUACAUUGGAGUUGGCAUAUCCAUGGGUUCCUUGGUCAUAUGUCUCAUCAUUGAAGCAAUCAUUUGGAGAAAAAUAAGAAACAACUCCACUUCUUACCUGCGUCAUGUUUCCAUAAUUAACAUCGCUCUCUCUCUACUGGUUGCAGACAUUUGGUUUAUUGUUGGAGCUGCGAUUUCAGAUGCAACACAGAAAAACCCGUCAGCCUGUACAGCAGCAACGUUUUUUAUUCAUUUUUUCUACCUCGCUCUGUUCUUCUGGAUGUUAGCCUCAGCCCUGCUGUUGCUCUACCGCACACUCAGUGUUUUUGAUGGGGGACUGUCUAAAAUUACUAUGUUGAUUAUUGGAUUCUGUUUGGGAUAUGGUGCACCACUCAUCAUUGCAACAAUUACCAUAGCUGUAACUGCACCCUCAAAUGAAUACAUCCGAGAAAAUACUGUCUGCUGGCUCAACUGGAAUGAGUCCAAAGCCCUCCUGGCAUUUGUGAUUCCUGCACUUUUGAUUGUGGUGAUAAACCUUGUGAUCUUGUUUGUAGUGUUAUACAAAAUAUUAAGGAGAAAGGUUGGACGACAUGCUGCACAAGCCGGUGAGAAACAUGUCCUGGUGGUUAUUGCCAGAAGUUUGGCUGUGCUCACACCAUUUUUUGGAAUAACUUGGGGUUUGGGAGUUGGAAUCUUGGCAGACCCCACAAACAGAGGAAUCCAUAUUGCUUUCGCAUUCUUUAACUCAUUGCAGGGUUUCUUUAUUUUGGUGUUUGGAACACUGUUGGACAGCAAGGUGCGGUCAGGAUUAAUAAUUAAGUCACUGGCAUCCCAGGGUAGGACAAGGAGCACUAGUGCUGGGACCUCAUCCAGUGGUUGGGAAAAUUUGCUCCGGAAAUUCAAACGAGGAAGAGGUUCUACAGGUGGCUACAAUGUGAGCUCUAGUGGCUCUAGUGACUCAUUCUCCAACACUUGA
Messenger RNA from Nematolebias whitei (Rio pearlfish), 3277 nucleotides. RefSeq names its product adhesion G-protein coupled receptor F1. Gene Ontology annotation, biological process: G protein-coupled receptor signaling pathway; cell surface receptor signaling pathway. Gene Ontology annotation, cellular component: membrane. Bases 50 to 3277 code for a protein of 1075 amino acids. The transcript has 14 exons. The record is from RefSeq and is a predicted model, not a curated record. NCBI's taxonomy places the organism in Eukaryota, Metazoa, Chordata, Actinopteri, Cyprinodontiformes, Rivulidae. Gene Ontology annotation, molecular function: G protein-coupled receptor activity.